AUGCUACGGGGGGAGCCAGGAGAGUACGAGCUUACGCCUGUCCAAAUGACGGAGUUCAACGUGUUCCCGCCGCCGGGCGCGAACAUCGAGGUCGGCGUCAUGACCGGGCCCCUGCGCACGCACUCGAGGAGGUCUACCUACGUGUUCGCGGAGCUGCUCGACGGGCUCGACUGGUCGACCAUGUCUGGUGGAUCGAUCUUUGGCUCCUUGCAGAGCGAGGGUGCCGACGGGGAGGCGGGAGGAAGCGGAGACGGGAUGGACAUGGAUGGGGUUGACGCGAACCCGAUGCAGGAGCUGCGACGGAGCGUUGAUCAGAACAGCCUUCGGUUUCAGGGGGGCUUCAGGCCGGGUUCUUGCUGUCUCACUACUGGUGUGGUCGUCGACACCGGUGACGAUUUCACGAUGGCUUCGCUCUACUGCAUCUCACACGUUGGCUGA
Messenger RNA from Fomitopsis serialis, 438 nucleotides. RefSeq lists its product as uncharacterized. The coding region runs from base 1 to 438 and encodes 145 amino acids. The record is from RefSeq and is a predicted model, not a curated record. The transcript is spliced from 2 exons. Lineage: Eukaryota; Fungi; Basidiomycota; Agaricomycetes; Polyporales; Fomitopsidaceae.